UCAUCAAAGUUGUGUCACCGGUGCGAGGAGGAAGGAUAAGGAACUCCCGAUAACAGAAUCUCAACUCUAAACUGGAAUAAACCUCGUUUGUCCUCAAGUUAUUAGUGAACAUUUCGCUUAACAAAAAGUGAAGUAAUCAACGGCGGGCUUGUAGCCUAUUAAUCAUUGGACGAUACGUCUACGGAGAGUUUGUACGCUACCUUUUACAGCACCGAUGUCAGAUGCGCCAUCUCCAUGCGCGACAGGGUUGCAGUUUUCUGAAGGAGAGUUUUUUUUUGGGGGGGGGGCGACUUGGAGACAAUUAACUUCAUGAUGAGAGAACGAACCUGGGUUUAGGAUUCAAAGACAAGGUUGCAGCCACACCCCUCCCCCCUCUGUGUCCCAUUGGCUGCUGUUCCCCAGGGGGUGGGACUCAGUAUGGGUUAAGAGCUGUGAGGCCAGACUGAGAGGACAGUGAAGCCUGACACACUCCACCCGCCGCACAGAGGUCAUGGCGGGCCUGAGGAGGAAGCUGAAGUUUCUGGUGACGUUGAUGACGGUCAAUCUCUUCAUCUUCAUCCUAGUGUUCCACGGAGGAGGAGGAGGACAGGACAAGGGACACAACAAGGUCCUUGUCCCCUCCAAGCGCUUCUGGUCCAAACUGGCUCCUAGUCAGGCCUACUGGAACCGCCAGCAACAGAGACUGGACCUCCAACACAACCCCAUCCUCGCCUCCUCCAAUAGUAACAACACUAGCGAUGAUGAUGUCAGACCUGUCCCUGAUUGGCUCAACGACACGGGGCUGAACCCUGACCCGUGCCAACCGGAUUACAGAGUCACCACUCACGUGAAAGACUACAAUUCCCUACCUCCUCGUUUUAAAGACUUCCUGCUCUACAUGCGCUGUCGGUCGUACCCUCUAGUGGUGGACCAGCCUCACGUCUGCCAAAAGACCCGGAGAGGGGAGCCGCCCUUCCUCCUACUGGCCGUCAAAUCCCUCGCUCCUCACUUUGACCGCCGCCAGGCCAUCCGCCAGUCGUGGGGUCGAGCCGGCGUCCUCGCCAACCGGACGGUUGUCACGGUGUUCCUGCUCGGCAACACCACGGCCGUGGACCACCACCCAGAUCUGUCGGAGAUGCUGCGCUAUGAGAACGCUCACCACCGGGACAUCUUGCAGUGGGACUACCGGGACUCGUUCUUCAACCUGACCGUCAAGGAGGUGCUCUUCCUGGACUGGAUGACCACACGCUGUCCUGGAGCUCAGUUCGUCUUUAAAGGGGACGAUGACGUCUUUGUCAAUACGUUGAGGAUCCUGGCCUUCCUCAAGGGCCUCACGGGGCCCCGGGCAAGGGACCUGUUUGUAGGGGAUGUGAUCACCAACGCGGGGCCGAACAGGGAUAAAAAGGUGAAGUACUUCAUCCCAGAGAGUUUGUUCGUUGGCAAGUACCCGCCAUACGCAGGCGGAGGGGGGUAUCUGUACUCCGGGGACCUGGCCAGGCGGCUGCACGGAGCCUCGCAGCACGUACCUCUCUACCCCAUCGACGACGUCUACACAGGGAUGUGUCUGAGGAAACUGGGGCUGGGCCCGGAGAAGCAUAAAGGCUUCAAGACGUUUGACAUUGAGGAGAAGUACAGGAGGAACCCGUGUGCCUAUAAGGGUCUGAUGCUGGUACACAGCCGGACACCGCAGGAGAUGAUCCAGAUCUGGGCCUGGCUCAAUGACCCCAACUUGACCUGUCAGUAACUUCCCAGCCCGUCUCCAUUUUGACUUCAGAAACCGGGGACAACAGGUGUCGGUGGCCAUUUUGACUUCAGAAACCGGGGACAACAGGUGUCGGUGGCCAUUUUGACUUCAGAAACCGGGGACAACAGGUGUCGGUGGCCAUUUUGACUUCAGAAACCGGGGACAACAGGUGUCGGUGGCCAUUUUGGUUUGAGCUGUCAGUAACCAGGGAAGACGGGUGACUUAAACUGUCGGUAACUGCCUGGACCAGACACCACGACAGGCGGCCAUUUUGUUAUGCUGGUUGUUAUAGUAACUCUGUGAGAGGUCAGUGGCCACUGUUUUGUGACACUUGGUAGGGUUGUUAACAUUCUAA
Oncorhynchus gorbuscha (pink salmon) is the source of this 2078-nucleotide messenger RNA. Its product is annotated as N-acetyllactosaminide beta-1,3-N-acetylglucosaminyltransferase 2-like. Gene Ontology annotation, cellular component: membrane. Lineage: Eukaryota; Metazoa; Chordata; Actinopteri; Salmoniformes; Salmonidae. Bases 491 to 1723 code for a protein of 410 amino acids. The record is from RefSeq and is a predicted model, not a curated record. The transcript has 5 exons. Gene Ontology annotation, molecular function: hexosyltransferase activity.